This is a messenger RNA of Geodia barretti, 1023 nucleotides long. The record is from the annotation of a GenBank genome assembly. NCBI's taxonomy places the organism in Eukaryota, Metazoa, Porifera, Demospongiae, Tetractinellida, Geodiidae.
AUGCCUCAUUACAUGUACGUGGCGGUUCAGGGAGACAACAAGAUAUCGGUCUUUACCGUAGACCCCCAAACUGGCGAUUUGACUCCUCAGGCUGAUGUAUCCGUUCCCGGCGGGCCGUUCACCAUGGCGAUCAGUCCCGAUAGCCGGUACCUGUAUGCCGGGUGCCGGGAAGUCCAACAGAUAGUCAGCUUCCAGAUUGACCAGGCCAAUGGCGGGCUCACACAGAACGGGUCGGUUGGCGUGGAAGCAUGGCCCACCUACAUUGCUACUGACCGCAAGGGCAAGUUCGUCCUGUCGGCCUAUUACCAGGGCGCCCACGUGGGAGUGCAUCCCAUCGGGGACGACGGUUCGGUGGGCGGCGCACCCAUCGAGUGGCUGGAAACGGCCACCGGCGCCCACGCCAUGCAAACCGACCCGACCAACACCUACGCUUUCGUUCCCCAUAUCGCCGGCAAUGGCCCCAACUCUAUCUAUCAGUUCCGGUUCGACGAGAACACCGGCCACAUUUCCUACAACACGCCUCCGUCAGUGGAACCGGUGGCGUUUUCAGGUCCUCGACAUUUCUGCUUCCACCCCUCGCUGGACGUCCUUUACUUUUCCGACGAACAGGGGUGCAGCGUUACCGGGUAUCGCCUGGAUACGGCGCAAGGAACCCUGGCCGAAUUCCAGACCGUUACCACUAUUCCAGAAGGUUUUAACGAGCGGAACACCUGCUCCCAGAUUCAGGUUGCUGCCUCCGGCAGGUUCCUGUUCGCUCCCAACCGGGGACACGACAGCAUUGCCUGCUUUACGGUUGAUACCGCUUCGGGUGAGUUGUCAUCCAACGGGAUCGUUCCCUCUGAGGCCCGACCUAACGCGUUGUGCCUGGGCCCUGGUGACCGGUUCAUCUACUCGGCCGGCCAGGAUUCCGGCCAGAUGGCGAUCUUCAGCGUCGACCAGCAAUCCGGUGAGUUGAGCCGGGCGGGGACGCUACCGUUGGGAAAUGGCCCGGGCUGGAUUUCCGUCACUGAGUUGCCGGGUUAG